Echinostoma caproni is the source of this 297-nucleotide messenger RNA. The record is from the annotation of a GenBank genome assembly. Lineage: Eukaryota; Metazoa; Platyhelminthes; Trematoda; Plagiorchiida; Echinostomatidae.
AUGAAUCGAGAUAGGCGGGUUUUAAGAGAUCGAUGCUCACCGAACCAUGCGUUCCCUUGCGAUCCGAAACAAAAAAUAUCGGAACGAGAAAUUACUCUGUAUGGUCCGGUGUACGGUGCUUGGCGUGGUCGACAUGUAGCGUCGCAGCGAAUGAAAUCGUGGCUACUACCUAUUCUGGAAUAUGUGCCUGCUAAUGAAGCGCAAGCUCGUCCUUCUAGCAACAAACCUCUCGUGAUUCGCAGAGCAAUUGACGAGUACACUGAACCGGAGCAAGCUGAACUACCUCCAAGAAGUCCC